Molecule: messenger RNA, 1477 nt
Organism: Blepharisma stoltei
Lineage: Eukaryota; Ciliophora; Heterotrichea; Heterotrichida; Blepharismidae
Source: the annotation of a GenBank genome assembly
AUGCUGAAAUCAAUAAACUUGUCAUGAAUUUAUAAUGACGAAGAGAUAGACCUUGUCGUCCUUGAUAUUUGUGGCUUAGAAGAUCUUUACUUAAACUUACAUCCCCGUGCGAAAAAUAUUAUUGUUACAGAUGCCGCUUCAAAUUCUUUAAAAGAUUUUCUAGCUGCCAAAGCAGCUAAUUAGAUUAGAUUACGCUUCAUAUUUAAUGUCCAUGCUUCAGCGGGUGCAUUUUUCACAGCUUCGUUAGAAGCUGUGUGUGGUCCAAAAUGAAUUGGGCUGACCUCUGGUAAUUCUGAGCCCAGGCCGAAACCCUGGCUUGUCGAUAGUGGCUGCCCUAUUAUGUCCGAAGACAAUAGUUGAACACCACCAGUGCCAACUCAGUCCCUUCGCCCCUAUUACACCAAUUCUACCUGGUACUUCUGGCAAGCUCGCCAACCUAAGGGACCUUUUGCUAAAGGGACCGCCUCAAAGUUACCUAAUUUGCAUCCUCUUUUUUCAAGUCAUCCGUUUAAAAAUACUAACCACUUCCGCGAUUUGUAACAAUCCGCAAUAGCAGCUUGAGCAAGCAAUUCACCCUGCUCCAUUUCUAGCACCCACUAGCUUGGGUGCUGCCGCAAAAAGAAGUCAUGAGUAACUUCCCAUUUAUUAGGCAAAAAACUGCAGCUCUGUGCUUAAGACCUUCGCCUCAGAUCAACUCUCGGCUCCAAAUAUAGAAAUUGCCCGAGGAUGGUGUUAUUUUGCGCCAUCCUCGGGCAAUUCAAAAAAAGGGCCCCACGCGGUAAUUGAACCCACGUGUGGGGCCAUUUUUGGUAUGUGGAGAAUAUUGACUUCCACGUACCAAAAAUGGCCUCACAAGUGGGUUCAAUUCCCGUGUGGGGCAAUUUCUAUACCAUGCCUGGAUAUUUAUAUGUAACCAUCCACGAGAGGACUGGUUGGAUAUCAUCAUUUUAUAAAUAUUGCCAAAUCAUCUAAUAAGCUACCAACAAAAAUAGUAGGAGACAUGAACCAUAUUACCCAGGAAACAAAACAAUUUUUCUCUGGAGUCCAACAGAUCUGCGAUCCUGACCAAUGCACAACAGACUGCGAAAAAAGCUUAUGUUUUGCCUCUGAUGAAAGACCUGUAAUAAUCCUUGGCGACCUGGCUGGUAGAAUGGAUCAGUCUUUCUAUAUGCUGAGCAUCAUUUUUGAAGAAAAAUUUGCAAAUAAAAAUUUGUUCAUUUAUAAUAAAGAAAAUUUGGCUCUCCCAAUAAGAAAAGGGCUAAAUAAGGUAAGUCUGAUAAAAGGAGAAAAUUUUAGACAUUUUGGGCUGUUUCCUGUACAAGGGAAUACAAAAUUGUCAACAGAAGGGUUUAAGUGGAAUCUUUCGAAUAUAGAGUCAGAGUUUGGAGGGCUUAUCAGUGUAAGAAAUGGAGCAAUAGAGAAUGACUUGCUGAUUGAGUGUGAUAAAGCGAUACUUUUAACAUGCUCAAAACAAUAA